CGAACAGAUGUUUUAGUUAAGUUUCAUUUUUAGUUUAGAGAAAAAUGUUCAACUUAAGUAAAUCAAGAAAUGUCUUGCAAUCGUUAAAAUACGCAGCAUGGCCCAAACAUGCAUCUAACACAUCUAGCGCAUCGGCGUCUGUUACCGACGCUAAGGAAGAACAUGAAGAAAUUGUUUCACAAGCCAGCAAAAAAUUACAACCUCGCUUGCCUUUAGCAAAGAAUUUCUUCGUAGGCUUAGUAGAUAAGGAACUGUUAGCAUAUCCGGAGGUUAUAACACGCGAUGAUAUGGCUCAGCUGCAAAAUGAUUUAAAGCCUUUGCAGGAUUACUUUACCGUAAAUAAAUUUAAAGAAGACAUCAAUUCUAUAGCGACUUUGGCCAAAGAUUUACAAAAUUUGGAUAUAUACGGUCUCAAUAUUUCUCGAGAUUUUGAUGGUAAAGGCUGGAACUUUAGUGCCAGUUUAAUGGCUACGGAACCGGAAUGUCAAGGUUCUGUCGAUGUAGCGUUCUCACUGCUGCCACAUCGUUCUAUUGUUGAUGCACUGCAAGAAAAAGGUACACCAGAACAGCAGCAGAAAUAUUUAACAAAGUUGGCUAAAGGUUCUUUGGUAGCGAGGGAAGCGAUAUAUGAGCUAGAUGCUCCCGAUUAUUCCUUAUUUCAUACUAAAGCAUUUUAUGAUGCCACCAACCAGAACUGGUGCUUAAAUGGCUCUAAGACUCUUGUAGUAGCACCCCCCAAAGCUGCGGAAGCUUCACAGCUUUUUCUGGUUUUAGCACAAACCUCACGGUACAGCGAACAAGUGGAAAGCGAUCAAGCCAGCACAACUGCAUUUCUAGUAGAUUCGAAUGUUCCAGGCGUUAGAAUUCAUGAACGUGUUGAAACUUUUGGUUGCCGAUCCUCUACGAUGCAAACGGUAACUUUCGAUAAUGUUAACUUGAAAGAAAAUUGCAUUUUAGGCUUGCCGCAUGAAGGUAAAUUUGUAGGCGAAUUCUUGCAACAAUCGAACCGGUUACGGAAUGCUUUGGUAGCCCUUGGCUUGUCAAAAAAUAUUUUAAAUUAUUUGACGAAUUUUUGUAUAGAAACAAAGAAAAUGGGUGUUACUUUAAAAGAUAUGGAAUUCGCGCAAACACAUUUAGCUAAAGCUACUUUAUCGCUAUAUGGCGUGGAGAGUAUGAUUUACAUGACUGCAGGUCUAUUGGACGAAUUUCAGAAUCCAGAUGUUAUCUUAGAAACAGCCAUUACAAAGUAUUUCAGUUUAAAAGAGCUUUUGAACCUUUCCAUAAGCCUUUUGGAUUUAAAAGGUCCUAAAGCAUUAUUAACUGGAGAAAUGACGGAACGGUAUUUAAGAGACGCUAUGCAACUAUAUGUUUAUGGAGAGUCAAUAACUAUGUUAAAUGCUUUUAUAGCUUUAGUGGGUCUACAGCAUGUGGGAAGCGUUAUAGGCGAUAACAUCCGCAAACAACGUAAUCCUCUAUUUUAUCCUGGUCAUAUUUUGUCCAAAUUUAUGGAACGUUCAAGUAUUGAUAAUCCCAUCACGAACAUGGAAUUGCACGAAAACCUUCAUCCGAGCUUACAACCGGCUUCUAUGUGUUUAGAACAGUCAGUUGCUCGCCUACAAAUGUGUUGCGAUCUUUUGCUUACCCGUCAUGGUACGGGUAUCGUGGAAUGCCACAACGAAUUUUGUCGCAUAGCUGAUAUGGUCUCCAUCCUUUAUUGCAUUUUUUCUAGUUUGGCGAGAGCAUCGAGAUCAUAUUGUAUUGGUUUAUACCUGGCUGAUCAUGAACUUCUAACUGCUACAGCUAUCUGCCAGGAUGGAUUUCAAAAAGUAAAGACUCUAGCCACAGAAAUUUUCAACGGUCAAUAUGUGAAUAAUGACAGAAAUGUACAUCGCCUCUCGCAACAAAUAAUUAAAAGUAAAGGAUAUUUUGCGGAACAUCCUCUAAAAUAUAAUUUUUAAAAGUCAAUAAACAAU
Glossina fuscipes is the source of this 1973-nucleotide messenger RNA. Its product is annotated as complex I assembly factor ACAD9, mitochondrial-like. The record is from RefSeq and is a predicted model, not a curated record. Lineage: Eukaryota; Metazoa; Arthropoda; Insecta; Diptera; Glossinidae. Bases 45 to 1958 code for a protein of 637 amino acids. Gene Ontology annotation, molecular function: acyl-CoA dehydrogenase activity; flavin adenine dinucleotide binding. The transcript has 5 exons.